Molecule: messenger RNA, 1089 nt
Organism: Rhipicephalus sanguineus (brown dog tick)
Lineage: Eukaryota; Metazoa; Arthropoda; Arachnida; Ixodida; Ixodidae
Product: cathepsin D
Exons: 5
Coding region: 108-998 (296 amino acids)
Biological process (GO): proteolysis
Molecular function (GO): aspartic-type endopeptidase activity
Source: RefSeq, a predicted model, not a curated record
AUGGACUACAGUAGGCGAAGUGAAGCUGGGUACACCGGGUCAAACAUUCCGCAUUAUUUUCGACACGGGAUCCGCUGACUUCUGGGUGCCAUCUAUUCAGUGUACGGAUGGCUGCUACGAUCGCAGGAGGUACGACCCUUCGCACUCCAGCUCGCACAUUCCGGACGGCAAGCAGGUGUCCAUUCAGUACGGCAGCGGCGAGGUACGCGGCGUGCUCGGCUCCGACACGUUGCACCUGGGCGAUGGUGUGGUGCCCGCACAGCCAUUCGCCGAAAUCACGCACGCGUCGCAAGGUAUCUUUCGGCCCGAACCAGUUCGACGGAGCGAUAGCGCGGGACGUUCCCUUCGACGGCAUCAUCGGGCUCGCCUACCCUAAGGUGUCGUCGCUAAAGGUGAAGCCGGUGUUCGACGCUAUCAUGGAGAAGAAGCUGGUGCCCCAGUCCGUCUUCUCCUUCUACCUGGGAAGAAGCUCCGACGCCAGACCUGCCGGCGAACUUGUACUCGGAGGCAUCAACCACGAACGCUUCAAGGGCAGCAUGCAUUACGUGUCGGUCAGCAAGAAACGCCACUGGGAAUUUCAGAUGGACCGGGUUCAAGCUGGAAGUGACAAACGCUUCUGUGUCGGCGGCUGCUGGACAGUGGUCGACUCGGGAUCUUCGCUCAUCGAAGGGCCCCAAGAGGAAAUCGACAGGAUUAACAAAGUUAUUGGUGCCCAGAAGACAGAGCACGAGAGGUAUCUCGUCGACUGCAAGAAAGUUAGCAAGUUGCCGAAGCUCAUCUUCACCAUUGGCGGCAGGCAACACACGCUCAAGGGAGUCGACUACAUAGUUAAGCUGCAAACAUCCAACAACAAGGUGCGAUGCUACGCCGGCUUUGGAACUACUGACGACUAUGGAACGAAGAAGCCUUUGUGGAUCCUGGGCCAAGUUUUCAUGCGGAAGUUCUACACAGUCUUUGACCGAAAUGCCGACAGGAUAGGCUUCGCUGAAGCGCGCUAGUGGCAUGUGUGCGCGCCCCAUGUUGUUCUUGAGAGCUACGGUGCAGUGAGAUGGCGAAAGCAAAACUACAAUAAAGUGGAAUAUUCUGAUG